Chelonia mydas (Green sea turtle) is the source of this 5551-nucleotide messenger RNA. It is a transcript of the gene SOWAHC, whose product is annotated as sosondowah ankyrin repeat domain family member C. The transcript has a single exon. The record is from RefSeq and is a predicted model, not a curated record. NCBI's taxonomy places the organism in Eukaryota, Metazoa, Chordata, Testudines, Cheloniidae. The coding region runs from base 229 to 1950 and encodes 573 amino acids. Gene Ontology annotation, molecular function: protein binding.
GCACGCGGCGGGCUGGAGUCUCGGAGGUGACGUGAGCUGGGAGCGGACGGUCCCUGAACCGCCCCCGCCCCCGCCUGUAUAAUGGGCCGCGAGCCGCCGCACUGAUUGAACCGCUGCUGGGAGAUGCUGCCGGUGCCGCAUUACCGAGGGGCGGGGAGCGCUCGGCCGCCGCGCCCUGAGCCGCCGCAGGACGCGGCGAGGUUGGGGCCGCGCUGAGCGUGGGGCGCGAUGGCCGAGGAGCCGGCGCUGAGCCCGGAGUCGGUGCUGCGGUUCCUGGCGGCGCGGGGCGGGCGGGCGCGGAACGCGGAGCUGCUGGAGCAUUUCCGGGGCUGGCUGAGCCCGCCGGAGCCGGAGCGCCGCGCCCGGGCCCGCCAGCGCUUCAAGGAGCUGGUCAACGCCGUGGCCACCGUGCACCUGGAGCCCGGCUCCGGCGCCAAGUACGUUCAGCUGCGGCGGCGCUACCGGCCCGCGGGGACCCCGGCUGCGGACCAGCAGGACUCGCCACCCGGUGACCAGCCUCUCGAUCCCGGCGGCAGCGAGGCCGCCGCCCCCCUCGAUCCCCCGGCGGCGCCCGGGCCCGAGCCGCUGCCCAGCAUCGCGGACGCCGCCCCCCUCGAUCCCCCGGCGGCGCUGGAGCCGCUGCCCAGCAUCGCGGUGACCCCUGACGAGGAGGCGGACUCGGCACCGCGGAGCCGGGACUCCUCGCCUUGUCCCGGGGGGCAGCCGCGGGAAAUCGCGCCCGCUGCCCCAGGGAAGUCGGACCUCGAGGAUGGGGCGCUCCAGGGAAAGGGCCCCCCCAGCUGCCCGCAGCAGCCGCCUCAGGCGGGGAGCAGGAGCGACUUGCCCCGGUUGGGCCAGGCGCCCCCGGGCGGCGGCAGGAAGAGGAGCUCGCGGCGCAACGUGCCCCGGGGGCUGCAGCCGGGGCACGGCGGGGAGGAGCCGGUUCCCCCUGCCCGGCUUGUCGAAGAGGAGGGGGCCGAGGCCGGUUCCGGCUCCCCUUGCUCGCCGGGCAGCUCCGGCGGGGGCGCCACCCCCAGGUCCAGCCGCAAGAACUUCCGCGAGUUGAUGAUGGGCAGCUCCCCCCAGCUGAAACGGAGCUUCUUCCCCGGGGCCCCCCGAGCCCGCGGCGGGGACUCAGACAGCGCCUCGCUGGCCUCCUCCUCCGCCGAGGAAGAGAGCAGCGCAGGGAGCUCGGUAGCGCUGGACCCCCUGGAGCACGCCUGGAUGCUCUCGGCCGCGGACGGCAGGUGGGAGAGCCUGGAGGGGCUGCUGAGCUGCGAACCGGGGCUGCUCUCCAAGCGCGACUUCAUCACCGGCUUCACUUGCCUGCACUGGGCCGCCAAGCACGGGCGCCAGGAGCUGCUCGCCAUGCUCGUCAACUUUGCGCACAAGCAGCGGCUGCCCAUCAACAUCAACGCGCGCACCAGCGGCGGGUACACGGCGCUGCACCUGGCCGCCAUGCACGGCCACCUGGAAGUGGUCAAGCUGCUCGUGGGGGCCUACGACGCAGACGUGGAUGUGAGGGACUACAGCGGGCGCAAGGCCUCCAACUACCUGAGCCAGAGCACCACGGAGGAGAUGCGGAGCCUGGUGGGGGCCCUGCAGGAGGAGGGCGAGGGCGCCGUGGGCAACGGGAGCGGGCGCUGGAGGCUCUCCAAGGUGCUCCCCUCCAACCUCAUUGCCUACAGACUCUCCCACCACCACCAGGGGCAGGGCGAGGAGACUGAAUCCGGGGAGGGGGCAGCAGCCCUGGGCAAGGGCAAGGAGAUGAGCAGGAAAGCCUCAAACAGUGGCAGGAUGAAACCACGGCUCAACAAAAUCCGAUUCCGCACCCAGAUCAUCCACACUACCCCCUCUUUCAGAGCGGAGGAGGAGGAAGAAGAGGAGCAGGAGGAGAAGCCACUGAAAACGUCCUUCAAACUCAGACCUAAAUCCAAUGUCUUCGGAUAAGCAGGGAGACAAGCAGUAUCUAAAUCAGGGGUGUGACGUGCUCCUGAACCCAUUGAACAUGUAGUGCAGAAGAGAGGUGGUGUUUGCAGCUGUGUGUGAGUGACCAUCCCUCAUCCAGACUCACGCGUUCUUCGGGAGAUAAUGAAACUCAGAAGUUAAAGCAAAAUAUUUUGUUUUAAGUGUAAACAUCUGCAGGGCUCUUGGGAUUUAGCAAUUUCCAGAAAAUAGCUGCUUCAAGCCAAGCAAUGGGGGCUCCCCAUACUUAAGAGCUAUUUCCUUGCAAGUACAGCCAGGGGCAGUGGGUCUGUAAAGAAGUACUGGGUAUGUAAAAUCUGUGGGCCUCCUCUUUUUAGAAGCUAGGCAUCAGGGUCUGGAAACAUCUAUUUAUACUUGGUUUUAAAGUGAGUUGGAGAGGAGACAAAAGAGAGAAUUCAAAACUUUACAUUUCGGUACUAUAUACAACUCUUCAUGGACAGCUAUCUAUUUAAGUAGGAUUUUGUCAAUACAUUCAUGUAUUUUUAAAGUCUCUCUUUUUCUAAUGGCAAUACCACAUGAUUAAAUAGUUAAGUACAACACGUGACCGGUGUCAGGAUUUCUGUAGACAUUUGGGCUUCAGUCCUCAAAGACUUAAGAUCAGUCUUAACUUUACCUGUUCAAAUGACAUAAUUCAAAUACGGAAGUCAAUGGGAUGGCUUACAAAAGGUAUAGUUAAGCAUGGUGUAAGUCUUUGCUGCUUAAUUGAGGUACUACUGAACUCUAAUAGAGUUGGAAUGCUAAUGCAGAAUAUAGUAGCGUGAAUGAAAGGUCUUUAAUUUUUUAUACAUUCAAUAACUGCUAAUUAAGUUCUGUAUCAAAGCAAUUUUACUUUUAUAAUCACUGUGAACUCUCAAAUACUAAAUCUAGUACCAUAUGAGUUAUUGAUCUUUGGUCUGUCUUGCCAACACUACACUAGAGUAAUAGCAACACAUUUACAGUUGAUUAUCUUUAUUCAUGUAAAACUAAGUAAUUAUGCCAUACAUCUCAUCCAAAAAAAUCUCAUGCAACAGCAUCUAUACUCCUUUUUAAGGAAAAGUGAUCUUCAUAAAACUAAUAAGAUAUUGAAAUGCAAUAGUACUGUUCUAUGCAUUCAAUAAUUUGUGUGCUGUAGUAUCUACUAGCUCCUUCAGUGUAGUAUAUGCCAAAAUGCUUACAAACUGUGGUAGGGUGAAGGACCUAGGAACUCUUUUCUAAGGCCACCUGUGUCUCUGUUUGUUUGGUGUAUUGAGUAAAAGCUGCUUAAUGAGACUUUCUGAUUAUUUUUUUUUAAAGUAGUGGGGGCAACAUUCACAUUCUGACUCUCUAGUAAAACUGAUUUAACUAAAAAUCAAAUCUUUGUUUUUUGUAAGACAGGAAGGAUUUUGAAGUUUCAAACUAAACAAAUGUACUGGAAAUUCCCAAAGUAAUUGUUUUGGAAAUUCUCCACCUCAGACAGGUCUAUUCUAAAUUUGUUCUAUACAGUCUACAGAACUUUAUUGGUUUCUCUGCUGUUCAGGUCAGUAAUUCCUGCAAAUCUUGGAAGGCAUAGACUAUUUUAACAUAAGGUUCUUCAAAAAGAGCUGCAUCAUGGAUGCAGCUGGCCAUUGAAUCAUCUGUGCAUAAAUGUCAAAAUGCUGCCAAUGAAAAAUGCUUCUAAGUUACACUUUCUUGUAAUGUAUGUGCAUAUUUGUAAAAUCUUACCAAGAGUAUAUGACUUUAGAAAUGCAUAAAAUCUAAAUCUGAGGCACUAAUUAACUGCAUGCUGCAAGGGCUAGAAAUCUGUAUAUUAGGGGAGUUGCUCCUGAAAGAUCUGUGCUUUCUCGUGUUGACAGCUUUCUGCAUUUUGGUUGCAAUAGCAUGAGUGCCUACAAUAGAUAAAAAGAAAAGGAGUACUUGUGGUACCUUAGAGACUAACCAAUUUAUUUGAGCAUAAGCUCUAAGGUGCCACAAGUAAUCCUUUUCUUUUUGCAAAUACAGACUAACACAGCUGCUACUCUGAAACCUACAAUAGAUGUGGGGGAGAGGACUUUGCCACAGAUCACUUCCCAGUAUUUGCAUGACUGUUGACCUUAGUAAGCUAUGAUAGUCACAUAGGUAGGCAAUUAAUACUAUGCCAAACUGUUACGAGAAAAAAUGACCUUGAUGAGCAGUUUAAUCUAUUUUAUACAUUAUUUAGGUUCAGGUCAUUGUUUUUGUUCAGAAACACUAAAAAUCAUGGGGAGGUGUUAAUUUUAUAAUAUAAAAUUCCAUGUGCCUUCACUUUUGAUUGUACACUACAAACAUGGGUAUAUUCAGUCCUGAAAAGCACUUUCGUUCAUAUGCAUAUGGGGCUAAGCUAACAGUCUGCCCUCAGCCUUUUCCUGCCAGUAUAAACUUGGUGCAACAAGAACUGGAUGUUUCAAAGGGGGAAGUGCACUUGAGAACUAGGUACUUGCCCCUUCUACUUUCUGCAGUAGAGAAAUAUAAUCUUUAUACUAAAUUUUCUGUAAAGCAAGCUGAAGGUUGUUACAUUUACAAGAUUCUAGCUUGAGGCUCCUUGAGCACUAUAUUCCCAAGUGAGCACACAUUUCCUGCUACUACCUAUUUCCAAAUCUUGACUGUAUUAACCAUUAGUGUAGCAGUUAUGAAGCCUUGUGUAACUUUCAUUUUGACUGAGUCAGGUGUUGAGCUUUUCAAGUCUAGAUCUGAUAAAGAAUUGCACAAAAUAUAGAAUCUUGAAUUGGUAUUCUGUUGGUGAUAGGGGAAAUUCUUUAGACUGAGAUCUUGGACUACUGCAGCACUCUUCAAAUUGUGAAGAACCACAAUUUGUGGGAGAACCAGUAAAAAUUACUGAAAUUGACAAUUGGUAAAUGUGCAUCGCGAUGUAAUUCACAGUUUAGUUUUAAUUUGAUACGUCACAACACACUAGUAAAUGUAAUAUGUCUACAAAAGUAAUGAAGUCUUAGUGGUAUGAGACCUUCCCACAACACUAGAAAAUCUGAGUUGUGGUGGCACACGCUAUUGGUACACUAUGGUGAGUAAAAGUGCAAAAUUAGCAAGGUUCUACUGUAGUUAUUCCAAAUGGCUAGCUAAUCAAAUUUCUGCUUGUGCUAUCGGACUAAAGACUCUUAUUUCACCUCUUGGUUUUCACAUUCCACUCCUUUUAUUUGAGCUAAAACAAGUUUCUCUGUGGGGAAGGUUGUUACUCUUGAUACCCUUGUUUCAGGAUAUUCAUAGUCUACUGGUACUCUUAAAUGUAUGUAUUUGAAUUAGCAAAUAUAUUGCUGAGGAAGAUGUGAAUUGAACUAAAACAAUUUGUAUGGUACAAAAAACUGUAGCACUUACUAGUCAUUUUUUUUAAUGGUACACUUGAAAUAUUGAAUGUUUAUCCUUUAUUCAGUUUUUAUGAUAGUGUGAUGCAGCAAGCCUGUAACUUAACCAUUUGAUCACUUGUAUUGCAUCUUUGCCUGAAAUAUUAGAGGCCUGGAUGCCUUUCAGUUUUUAAUACAAGUUUUUUUUUUUAUGGGUGUUUAUCUGAAUGGAUAUUUGAGCGAAGAAUCUGAAGAAGUCAAACUUUAAUUUUACUGAAAUAAACAAAUGCCAGUGA